This is a messenger RNA of Closterium sp. Yama58-4, 585 nucleotides long. The record is from the annotation of a GenBank genome assembly. NCBI's taxonomy places the organism in Eukaryota, Viridiplantae, Streptophyta, Zygnematophyceae, Desmidiales, Closteriaceae.
AUGUCCGCUCUCAUUCGCGCCCAGCAGCACAGCAUCACAGGGGUCACGCUCUCCCUCACUCAGGGAGUGGUGAAGAACAUUAUCCCCGCCAUAGCAUCAACCAACGCCAUCAUAUCAGCGGUGUGCGCACUGGAGACUCUCAAGAUCGCUACAAUGUGCUCCGCUGGGAUGAACAACUACGUGAUGUAUGUGGGCACGCAGGGAGUCUACUCACACACCGUGGCCUAUGAGAGGGACCCCGAGUGCCUUGUGUGCAGCGCGGGCGUCCCAAUGAUUGUUCCAUCCGCAGCCACUCUGCAGCAGUUCAUCGACCAGCUAUUGGCCGACCCGCGUUUCGCCGCCAGCUUGCAAGCCCCGUCCGUCUCGUUCUACGGAUCUAACCUCUACCUCCGUGCCCCUGCGGUGCUCGAAGAGGCAACUCGGCCAAAUCUUUCCAAGCCACUGAGAGAGCUCAUGAACGGAGUGGGUUGUGUGAAUGGGGAGGAAGGUGGAGAGAAAACGGGUGUUUCGACUGGAGGUGUGUUGAAUGUGAAUGAUAAGAAGCUAGCAGGUGUGCUUAGAGUUAGGGUCUCUUUCAAAGACUAG